This is a messenger RNA of Loa loa (African eye worm), 1406 nucleotides long. RefSeq names its product reduced folate carrier. The record is from RefSeq and is a predicted model, not a curated record. Gene Ontology annotation, molecular function: vitamin transmembrane transporter activity. Gene Ontology annotation, cellular component: plasma membrane. Bases 96 to 1406 code for a protein of 436 amino acids. Lineage: Eukaryota; Metazoa; Nematoda; Chromadorea; Rhabditida; Onchocercidae. Gene Ontology annotation, biological process: transmembrane transport; vitamin transport. The transcript has 9 exons.
UGUACGCAGAAUUUCAAACUGCAACUAUUCAAUUUAACUUAAUUGCGUUAUUUACUCACAAAACCUUCAGAAUAAACUGGCAGAUUAGUGAAAGAAUGUGGCAUUUCCUGACGGCGCUCAUUUGUUUUUAUGGUUUUAUUAAAGAAUUUAAAAUUGGCGAGCCGUAUAUUUAUUUAUAUCAAAGUGAAGCAUUGAACUUAACACGCGAACAACUUACAAAUGAGAUUUACCCAUUUGCUGCUUACAGUUACCUAUUAUCAUUGAUACCAAUACUUUUGCUUACCGAUCUAACGCUUUAUAAACCGACGAUGUUAUUAGAAAUCGUCGGACAAACCAUUUACCGAGGUAUACUGGUGUUCUUCCCGGAGGUUUGGGCGCAAAAACUAGGAAUUAUGGUUUUUGGAACAGCAUCUGCUUCCGAAAUAGCCUUCUUCUCCUACAUUUACUCAAAAUCGGAAAAGGACCAGUAUCAAAAAUUAACAAGCUAUUCGAAAGCAGCAGUGAUGUCUGGACGCAUGAUAAGUUAUCUGUUAGCUCAGACAAUCAUCCUCACAGGGAUUGGAAGCUAUCGAUUUUUGCAAUGUGUAGGUUUUGGAGUCCCAUGUUUCGUUGUCAUUCUUGCUGCAUUUCUACCGAGUGUAAAAUGGAAGCAAGUGGUUAUCAGACUUUCUGACUCGAACAGCAAAGAGACAGUUGUCGAACAACCUGAUUUACCACAGACGUAUGGUGCAUAUGUACAUUAUCAUUUAUGCCUAAUGCGUCACAGUAUAACUUGCAUCUAUCGGAUCGGUGCUAUCCGAAAGUGGUCCAUGUGGUGGGCACUAACAACAUGCAUGUCACUUCAGGUUGCUCAGUAUGCUCAAGCACUUUGGGGUGAAGUACAAUAUGGUGCCACGAAUUCAGUGAAUGGUUUCGCGGAAGCUACCUAUACCGCUACAGCCGCAAUAUCGAUUUUAAUAUUGGGCCUAGCUAAAAUAAAUUGGGAUAAAUGGGGUGAAAUGACGUUGGCUAUGAUUUCCUUGAUUGAUACGUUGAUAUUAAUUAUAUAUUCAAGAGCACAAUCCAUAUGGAUUAUGUAUGCUUGCUAUAUUAGCUAUCGAAGCUUGUAUCAAGUGAUGAUUACCAUUGCUCAGUGGAAUUUGGCAAGGAAAAUGAUCGGUGAAUCAUAUGGUUUAGUAUUCGGUUUGAAUUCAUUCAUUGCUCUGCUGCUCCAAACACUACUCACCAUCACCGUACCUGAUCAACAUGGACUAAACAUGCCAGUCAGAAAACAGUUCCUGGUAUACGCUGGCUGUCAUGCGUUCAUCGGAGCAGUUUUCCUAAUCUCACUAUGCUAUUCACUUAUCAGAUGCUGCAGGUCAAAGGUAUCAGUUCAAACUGAACAACCUACGACAUACAUCCAAUAG